Parnassius apollo (apollo) is the source of this 1407-nucleotide messenger RNA. The record is from the annotation of a GenBank genome assembly. NCBI's taxonomy places the organism in Eukaryota, Metazoa, Arthropoda, Insecta, Lepidoptera, Papilionidae.
AUGCGCUCACCACCCCGUGGAUCAUUAACAGAUUUAGGAACAUCGAAUAGUAAGUUUAAUAUGGAGCACCAAAAUACCCAGAGAAAACGUAAGCAACCAGAGCAUAGUUGCAACUGCAACUGUGCACAAGAACUUCAAGAUUUCCGCAAAGAUGUUACGUUAAUGUUACAAAAAUUCACAAACACCCAGGAAGCUACAAUGAACUUCAUUCGUGACAAUAUUACAGAAAUGAAAACACAGAUUAUGUUUCGUAAAGAACGUGGCGUUUUUGAACUCAAGAAUGAUGAAGUCCUACAGAUUUUGAUGGGUGACAGUAGUGACGAAGAAGACAAUUUACAACUGGACGAAGAAGAUCAAAGUAUUUUGACGCAGGAUGAUGAUCAAGGGGUCUCUGACGUUGAAAUUGAAGAUACUCCAGUUCCACUUCAGAAAUCAGUAAGUCUGCCACCUGAACCAACAAAGUCUACAGCUGUUUUACCCGUCACCGAAUCACACAGUAAUCAAGAACCACUUUUCAAGUGGAACCAGAGAACAUAUGUGCCAAAUACUUUUCGUGAUGUGGAAUAUGAGUUCGGAAAGAUACAAAUUUGUCAAGAAGUUGAUGCUGAUGUAUUGACUCCCUUUGACAUAUUUUGUUCAACUACAAAUUUUUAUAUUUUAGUUCAAAAUAUAGUACAGGAGUCAGUACGAAUACCAAGGCAUGCGGAACUGUUCGAACAAACCGGAAACAUCUUCCAAAAACUGCACCAGUUGACAAAAAAAAUGAAUCGAGGAGACAUAUACACCACAAGUUUUCAGGGCAUUUCAUACGUGAAGUGGAUGGACAAUAAAGCAGUGCACUUGUUGACCAACUUUCUGUCACCUUUAGAAACAGACUCCGUAAAACGACGCAAAGCUGGGUCAGCGGAAAAAAUUAAUGUGAAAUGCCCAAAAAUUGUAUCACACUAUAACAAAAACAUGGGAGGAGUAGAUCUCAUGGAUCAACGUAAAGUGUGCUAUGAAAUCGAUCGCAGAUCGAAAAUAAAAUACUACCUGCGACUAUUUUUUGAUCUCUUAGAUAUUUCAGUGAAUAACGCACAUACUGUCUACGCAAAGCUUCACGAUGAAAAACAGUUGGAAGGAGGUCUGUUGUCUAGUUUGCAGUUCAGACAAGUCGUUGCUCGAAGUUUGAUAAACGGUUUCUCUGUCAGGCAGCGAGACCUUCCCACUUCAAAAUCAAGUUCAGUACGCAGAUCUGUAAAACGACAGUUACCCACACACCCCAUGGAAAAAUCAAAAACCAGGAAGAGAUGUGUCAACUGUGCCAAGUGCAGGAUAGAAAACCGAACAAACAAUACUUGUGUUCUAUGUAAAGUUCACCUCUGCUACACUAAUGAAAGGAACUGUUUAGCUGAGUACCACAACUAA